ACUUUCUGCAUCCUAAACGAACGAGAAGUUGAGAAUGGCGAAAAUUAGCAAGUCAAGAAGAUAUACCCUCCAAGAGGCAGUGGAAGAGUGUACUCGGCCACGUGAAAGCGACGAGUCAGAGGAGGAAAUGUCUGAGAAAGACAGUGAAAUGUCUUGCAUCGACUCCGUGGCAGAGGACAUGUUUUUACAGGGAGGAGACAUUACUCUCGACAAGAAAUGUGAUGUAGAUAUGGAUUGGGAGCCAGCUACAUCUGCACCAGUGAGCAAGUGGCCACAUGGAUUGGAGCAGCAGGACAGUUCAUCAGGUGAGGAGCUUCCUUUUCCACAGAACAGCAGGAGACCAAGAGGUAGAGGACAAGGUAGUGGAAAAGGGAGAGGCGUAGAGCAGCAGGACAGUUCAUCAGGUGAGGAGCCUCAUCUUCCAACUCCCCAGAACAGCAGGAGACAAAGAGGUAGAGGACGAGGAAAAGGGAGAGGCUGCAGUCAAGCCAGAUCAACCAGCCCAUCUGAAGAGAGGUGGAAUGAUGUUGACGUUCCAGACAUCACACCACCACAGCCCACCUUCAGACCCAGAAAUGUCCCAGGACCCCAGCUCAUACGUACUGCUACGUACACAGCCCUCCAGUUGUUUCAACUAUUUUUUACCAACUCUGUUUUGAAGACAAUACUUCAAAACACCAACAACUGUGGAUCAACACACCAUUCAACACCCUCUAUCCCGUGGAUUGAUCUGACAUUGCAGGACAUGUUUGCAUUCAUGUCUUUAGUUGUUUACAUGGGUGUAGUCAAAUGCUUUUCUUUCACUGAUUACUGGCGUGGGGGUCAUCUUUAUAGCUUGCCGUUCCCGAGACGGGUAAUGACUGGUAAAAAGUUCCUCAGGAUCUCCCAGUCCCUUCACCUCAGCAGCUCUGUGGGGGAUGCUGCUAAUGAUGAAAGGAGAGGCACAGGAGCCUACGACCGCCUGGGUAAGAUAAAGCCGCUCUACGAGGAGAUGAGGGACUCCUGUAGAAGAAACUAUCACCCUGGCCAGGAAAUCGCCAUUGAUGAGCGAAUGGUUGCUUCAAAAGCCCGCACUGGUCUGAAACAAUACAUGAAAAACAAGCCUGUUCGCUGGGGUUAUAAACUCUUUGUUCUGGCAGACUCCAGGAACGGUUAUACAUGGGACUUUUUUGUUUAUGAGGGAAAGUGUCAGGGAAACAGUGGUAAGGGACUCAGUUAUGAGGCAGUGAUGGAGCUAAUUGAUGUACAGUUGCUGGGCACUGGCUAUAAGGUCUUUGUGGACAAUUUUUAUACAAGUCCAAUCCUGUUUCGUGACCUCCUUCUUAAGAGGAUCUGGGCAUGCGGAACCAUCCGCACAAACAGAAUCGGAUUCCCAAGGUCAAAGGUCAACAUUCUGGUCUCAAAAUCUCCCCGUGGCAGCAUACGCUGGAUCAGGAAUGGCUCCUUGCUCUUUGUUCAGUGGCGAGACACAAGGGAUGUUUUUCUGUGCUCAACUCUCCACAGGGCCCACGCAGAGGACACAGUGCAGAGGAGGAUCAAAGGUGCAGAUGGGCAGUGGCAGCUGAAGGACGUCUCAGUUCCACCAGUGGUGAAGGACUACAACCGGUGCAUGGGUGGAGUGGACCACUCAGAUGCCCUCAUAGGGUAUUACAAAGUCCUGCAAAAGACCCAACGGUGGUACAAGACUCUGUUUUACCACUUCAUGGACAUCGCAAUUGUGAACGCCUUCCUCCUCCAGAAGGACCUUGCAAUUGGCAAAGGAGAGGUACCUCUGCAUCAGAAGGCAUUCAGAGAGACGCUUGCAGUGGAGCUGGCAGAGGCGGGGUCUUCCUCCACAGCCACACCCGAACCACCUCCUGCUCCACGUGGAGCACAUCACAGGCCAGUGUAUAUCAGUGGGCACAGCACUGCUGGUCGGCUUAAGUGCAGGCAGUGUCAUGCAAAGACACCAGUGAAGUGCUCCACCUGCGAUAUUCCUUUGUGUUUUGUCGCUGGCCGUGACUGUUAUAAUGACUGGCAUGUUGCCAGUAACCUGUAAUUGUAAAUACUAGUACAGUGGCUGUUGAAAAUGUGCCUGCAGCACAUAUCUGCGUUCAUCAACCACCAGAUGCGGACCGUGUGUGUCUGUGUGCGCGCAAAGAGAGAAGGAGAGAUUGUGCUGUCUUAUGUCAUAUGAUCAUUAACUAAUUUAA
Molecule: messenger RNA, 2192 nt
Organism: Perca fluviatilis (European perch)
Lineage: Eukaryota; Metazoa; Chordata; Actinopteri; Perciformes; Percidae
Product: piggyBac transposable element-derived protein 4
Exons: 3
Coding region: 35-2038 (667 amino acids)
Source: RefSeq, a predicted model, not a curated record